Messenger RNA from Spirometra erinaceieuropaei, 2381 nucleotides. Lineage: Eukaryota; Metazoa; Platyhelminthes; Cestoda; Diphyllobothriidea; Diphyllobothriidae. The record is from the annotation of a GenBank genome assembly.
AUGGGAUCACUGAUGGAGACUUGCAUCAAUCUGAUGCAAGCGCAGUUUACGAGUUUCGUCUCUUCUGACCACUUUGUUCGCCUGCCAGCUGACACCGUGCUGACUUUGUUGCGAAACGACAAUCUGUCAGUGGACUCCGAGGAGGCAGUUUUUGAGGCGAUUUCAAGCUGGGUGGGUGCCGGCGAUAAAGAGUGCGAUAAUGAGAGACUGAGAUUGCACGCCCCCGAGAUGUUAAAGGAGGUUCGUUGGUGUCAGACGACUGUCGAAUUCCGCAGUCGCGUAGUCGAUAGUCAUCCAAUGUUCCAGGAUAGCACCAGCUGUGCGUAAGUAAAUGUUGUUUCAAUUCGUCAUUUAUUUUCUAAUGAAAGUCGCUUUAUGGCUCAGGUGGAGCAGUGGAUGACCUACGCAGACAAAAACAAGCCUCUGUGUCCCUUCAACCGACGUCGGAGACCGCAUCCGACGAUCUUCGUAUUUGGAAAGGACAAAGAGCAGGACAGGUGGUCUGUUCUGCGUUUUGAUCCGCACCUCGAAAAGGAAGAGAGGAUUGCCGACAUGGAGAAGCGAGAAUACGCCACCUACAGUGUCGUGGGCGGUGAGUUGCCUGACAGUUACGCAUCCCCUCUUCUGCGCACCUGCCUUGUUUUCCUCUUUGUCUAAUUUGACCAGUUGGUGUCCCUUUUUGCCAGAAUUAUAACAAAUACACACACCUUGCUGCCAGUGCAGCUGCCAUCGCCGCAGAAUGCAUAGGAUAGCAGUAGUAUCAGUAGUAGUAAUUGAGGGGUUUUUAGGUCUUGGCGUUGUCCAUUCGCCUGGCCUGUCCCGACGCGUUUGCUGUUUUCCGUCUUCAAUUUACCCAACCGUGUUUGGUUUGUGUCCGUCACUGGCGGCUACUCAACUGGGAAAUUUGUCCAUCCACGUCUUUUUGUCCGACAAUGUUGUUCCCCCUCUUUCUGUCAACUGCACACCUUUUUUUCUUAUCUUCUUUUAUCUUUCCACUUUAUCUUUCUUCCGGGCAAUUUUAUGAAACUUUUUUCUAUCCCACGCCAUCCCACGGAAGAGAGCAUUUUCGUGGUUGGAGGAGACACUGCGCAAGGAUGCUACUCCACGAGUGUCGAGGAGUUUCUGGUGGCAGAAGGGCGCUGGCGCAAACGGGCGUCCCUCGCUGUUGGACGCAACAAGCACGCAGCCGUAGUCGUGACGGAAGCCGGAGGGGAGACGCUUAUCGGCGUUUUCGGUGGAUUCCACAGUAACGAUGAACGCCUUUCCUCUUGUGAAGUCUAUGAAGUCAGUCGGGACAGGUGAGAGCACACUCGUCCUGGCGCCUCCUUCUUUUUUCUUGCAAAAUCUUCCUGUUUUGCCUUCUCACUCUUCGCCUCCUCCUCCUCCCCAACACACACAGGUGGUUCAAACUGCCUGAUCUGCGAGAGAAGAGGAGCUCCACAGCUGCUGCCUACCUGCCCGGCGACAGUCGAAUCUUCGUUUUUGGCGGCUCGAAUGGCCCCUGCCUGGCUUCUGUGGAGUUCUGCCACCUGCGAGCAGACUGGCGAGAGAGGGCGACCUCGUCGGACUUUUGGCAGCCAGCCGCACCCAUGAGAACUGCACGAUGGGGGCUGGCAGCGACACACUUUCGGGGGAAAAUCAUUGUCGCCGGGGGAUCUGGUGGUGGAAACGUGGUGGAGAUGUUCACACCACCAGACGCCAGGUGUCCCCGGGGCCAGUGGACACAGUUGGCCGGCAUGAAAAAACACCGAGAGUAUUUCUCUCUUCUCACCUCCACCGACGACGCCGUCUUUGCUCUCGGUAAUGAUGCCUCCUCCUUUGCUCUACACUGACUGCAUUCCUUCUCCAUUCUCUCCUCUUUUUCAUGCCAUUCCAUGGCCUUUUCUGCGUAAUCCCUUUUUCCGAGGAAGAUUAAAACAGUCCGUAUGAUGACAACCAUAUGAAAAUGUGACUUUGCAUGUCUUUUCGACAUCUUCCUAUACACAACGAGGUUAGGGCCGAUGGUAGUCCGUUUGCAGUGCAAAUCGUCUGCUUAUUAAAAUAGAUCUUUUUACGAGAAUCAUGUAGCCGGAUGGUUAAAGCGUCUUCAGUAGUUACUGCGUUCAAAGCUUACUUUGUCUGCUCCGAGUUUUAUUGAAAUAUAUUUUAACUCGCGGUAUUGUGCAAAUCGUAUGCUAAUGUUGUCUAUUUUGAUAUUUAUGAAAGUAGAAUUUCACUGGAAUUUUCCACAAUUAGCAGGCUCAGGAAACACAGUGGAGACUUUCACGGCACCAGGCGGGUCAGCUGAUGUCAGCAACGACUUGACAGCUUGGAGCUGGUCGUCGAAGAAACCGCUGGAGACGCUUGCAUGGAUCGCUGGAGCUGCAAGCAUUCGCAUGUAA